This is a messenger RNA of Saccoglossus kowalevskii, 643 nucleotides long. Its product is annotated as sialate:O-sulfotransferase 1-like. Lineage: Eukaryota; Metazoa; Hemichordata; Enteropneusta; Harrimaniidae. Gene Ontology annotation, molecular function: sulfotransferase activity. The record is from RefSeq and is a predicted model, not a curated record.
AUGGCUAAGAGAGCUCUGGGCUUUGACACAGGUUUUAAUUCCGGAUAUAUAACAGUAAAUAGGUGCGAGGUAAACUUGGCUCCCGCAAAUAGUCUACCGUCGGUGGCGCUUGCCAGUCACCGAGGAUGUGGGAAUACGUGGAUGCGGCAUUUAAUUGAACAGACGACUGGUAUUUAUUCAGGAAGUCUCGGAAACUCCUCCUUUAUGUUGGAAAACGGAUUUCUCGGUGAAUUGGAAAGCAGAACAAGUGGUCGAACAGUUGUUACAAAAACACAUGGAAUAAAUUUCAAGAAGAUUAAUAUGUUUGAUAAAGUGAUACUAAUUUUUAGAAAUCCUUAUCGGUGCUUUUUAGCCGAGUUCAAUCGUCAGCAGACAGGCAGCAAGACCGAAAGAGCAUUGGCGACUUCGUUCAACUCGAAAGCAUGGCAAUCAUUCAUUCAUCGGCAGUUUUCAAGAUGGGAGGUCUUUGCAAAAAAUUGGCUAACAAGCAAUUUACCGAAGCUUGUGGUCCACUACGAAGAUUUGGAAGAUAAUUUGAUUCACGAAUUACGCAGAAUCUCGCGUUUUUUGAACGUUACUUCAUUUGAGUCUAGAUUGUCUUGUGUGAUGAAAAACACAGAGGGACGAUUUCAUCGAACAACCG